This is a messenger RNA of Coregonus sp. 'balchen', 1910 nucleotides long. The record is from the annotation of a GenBank genome assembly. Lineage: Eukaryota; Metazoa; Chordata; Actinopteri; Salmoniformes; Salmonidae.
UGGCACUAUGUUAAUUAUUCCUCUCGACAUGAUGCAUUAGUCUUCUCUCCAGCAGAUACUAAAUUAAGUGUGUGUGUGUGUGCUUCCAGUUUGCUGACGUGUGUGUGUCUGUGAGAAUGCACUUACAGUGUGUGUGUUUGUGCGUGUGUGUGUGUGUGAGAGAGAGUGUGUGUGUAUGUGUCCUCAUAAAACCCUUUUUUUCUCCCUCCCCGCAGGCUUGCCAAGAAGUCAUGGUUUGGUAACUUCAUCAACCUGGAGAAAGAGGAGCAGAUCUUUGUGGUGAUCAGAGACAAGCCUCUCAGCUCCAUCAAAGCAGACAUCGUUCAUGCCUUCCUCUCUGUAAGGACUCCUCACCGCUCCUCUUUCUCUCCCUCUCCAUCUACUGUAUGUGUAUCUCCUUGUCUCUGUCUAUGUGUAUCUCUUUCUGACUGUUUCUCUUUCUCUGGGUCUCACUGUUUUUCUGUCUGUCCGUCUGUAUGUCUGUGCACCUCUCUCUCUCUCUCUCUCUCUCUCUCCUUUGUCACCCCCCUACUUAUGAUUCUGUUUGACUUGUUAUUGUAUGGAUUUAUAUUUCACUGUUCCUGGUCUUCAAACAUUGAAAUCAUUAUUAGAGCUAGCACUCAAAGUGAUGGCUAUGUUCAUUGGUUUGUCCUCGAGACGAAGUGGAUGAAUUCACUGUAAAGCAACUGUGAUUUAUCUUUUGAUUUAGAGCAACUUUUAGUCAGUGCUACUGCCUGCAUUUCCCUAUGUUGAUUUCCCAGUGAAGGUCAGUGCUAUUGUGUAAUCAGUGAACAGCAGCCUGCUUUUUGCAGUCUGCAUCUGAUUGGUGCACAGCAGUCUGGUUUCUGGCAUUUAAGAGAGUCAAGGAAAGGGCUUGAUUGAGUCUUCUAAAGUUUUUCUUGGCCACACUGGGCAUAACUGUGUCAUUAUAAUGGUGUAACACAGCCUCAAAACAGUCACGACAACGGAUGGAAACUGACUUUGACACUGACACUGUCAUGACACAACCAUUAUCGUACACUACAGUAGUUGGCUUGCAUUAACCCUACGCCUAGCCAAUUAUCUAACCUUUACAUGUCUGCUUUAUUUCCCAGCAGGUUUGUUUCAGUUCAUUUUAAAAGGCUCCCUAGUCCCUGAAGCCCACAACUGUGUUGAUGCUGUGUGUCUCUUGUCUCUUCAGCGUUGUGUAUUGUAAUUGACUCAGUGUCUGAUGGUCCCUAACAGCGCUGUGCUGCAGUGUAACAGAUCCAGUGUUGUCUCUUCCUGUCUUGUCUCUCUUUGUCUCGCCUAAUAUCUGUAUUUUAGCUCAUGUACAUAUCGUUUUUCUCACUAGUCACACGUGGUCUCUGUAUUUAAACUGAUGUUUUCUCUCUUUUUUUCCUGUGCUCUCUCUUUGUUUUCGCUCUCUCUCUCUCCCACCCUCCACCUCCCUUUCCCAUCUCUCUCCCUCUGCUUCCCUACCUCCUGCUUCCCGCCUGUACCCCCUCUCCCUCCCUGCUCCUGUCUCUCAUAUAGAUCCCCAGUCUGAGCCACAGUGUGAUCAGUCAGACUAGUUUCCGGGCGGAGUAUAAGUCUACAGCCGGUCCUACAGUGUUUCAGAAGCCAGUCAAGUUCCAGGUGGACAUCACCUACACAGAGAGCACCGCCGCCACCAAAGAGAACGGCAUCUAUUCGGUCACCUUCACCCUGCUGUCAGGUAACACACACAGAAAGGCAGGCAGUCAGGCAGGCAGGCACAUGCGUGCACACACACAUUUUAACAUACACACACAAACACUGUAUACACACAGACACUUCCUGAAUAUGUACACACAUGCACAGACACCCACACAUACACGCUGAUGCAAGCACCAUUACACAGAAGCCUGGUGAGAAGAGGACAGAGAAACAGAGACCUUUUCUCACCAUAA